AUGAGCUACCUCGUUCGCCCCACCGUCGAACAGGCUGUGCGAGAGGUUCAGGAUAAAGCGAAGAUUAACACCAAGGGCGAAAACAAGACCACUUUUGUGAAGCUGCUCGUACAGCGUUACAAACCCGGCGAGCUGCGCGUUGACCAAGUCGUUAGAGACAUCAUCACGGCCUCAUUUGAGUCGACGCCGACUACGGCUGCCAGCUUGUAUUGGAUGCUGACCGAGCUACUCAUCCGACCCGAGUUGGUGGAAGAGCUGCGCGAAGAGGUCCUCGGCGUGCUCGAUCAGAACGGAAAGCUGCCGCAAACCCAGCUGACCGAGUUGCCCAAGCUGGACAGCUUCAUGCGCGAGUCGGCACGCAUCAACACUUUCCAUUACCUGGGUCUCAGCCGCAUCCUCCAAGAGCCGGUGCAAUUCUCCAUCGGACCCCAGCUGCCGAAGGGUACUAUUGUAUGCGUGGAUCAAGACCACAUUCACAGCUCGGCAGCGCUGUACCCGGAUCCGGACACUUUCGACGCGCUGCGUUUUUACCACCUGCGCCGCCAGCCCGGGCAGGAGACACGGCAUCAGUACACCAACAACGGGCCCGAGCUGCUCACAUGGGGAGACGGCCCGCAGGUGUGUCCCGGCCGUGUGUUUGCCGGAAACACUAUCAAGAUCCUGCUUGCCCACUUGCUACUCGACUACGACAUUCAGCUGCUAGCCGGUGCUUCUAAGCCCGAGAGGCUCUCACUUCCCAAUGGGUCGGUGCAGCCGGAUUUGAGUGUCAAGAUGAUGAUCCGCGAGCGACUAGCUUGA
Phaeoacremonium minimum UCRPA7 is the source of this 798-nucleotide messenger RNA. RefSeq names its product putative cytochrome p450 oxidoreductase protein. NCBI's taxonomy places the organism in Eukaryota, Fungi, Ascomycota, Sordariomycetes, Togniniales, Togniniaceae. The coding region runs from base 1 to 798 and encodes 265 amino acids. The transcript is spliced from 2 exons. The record is from RefSeq and is a predicted model, not a curated record. Gene Ontology annotation, molecular function: oxidoreductase activity, acting on paired donors, with incorporation or reduction of molecular oxygen; heme binding; iron ion binding.